ACUCUGAUCGCUUAGCUAUCAUUCAGUCGAUAAGUAAACAAUUCCCAUACGGUGAAUUCUGUUGUUUAAAAUCAACGCCAGUUUAAAUGUCUCGAAUAAAACAAAUUUUUAAAAAGCAACCUUAAUAAUUAUUGUUUUUCCAUCAAUUGCACGUAAUAAGUAAUACUUAAUUAACUAUUUUUUACACUCUAAAAUGUCAAUCUGCGGCAAAGUUGUUCGGUUCGGAAAUUGCAUAACUACUGGUAAUUUUUACCUUGCUAAUGUUAGCCAAAGGUAUUUGUCUCACUAUCCAAUAGACGACAACUUGUUCGGUUUGAAUGAAGAACAAAUUCAGCUUCGAAAAACAGUCUUUGACUAUGCACAAAGCGAAUUGGCUCCGAAAGCGGCUGAAAUUGACAGAACUAACACUUUUAGUGAUCUUAGGAAAUGUUGGCGAGAACUGGGGUCGCUCGGUGUACUGGGAAUAACAAUACCUACCGAAUACGAAGGCACCGGUGGGAGUUACAUGGAUCACGUCAUAGCGAUGGAGGAAUUAUCCAGAGCAAGCGGAUCCGUAGGGCUCAGCUACGUUGCCCAUUCGAACCUGUGCAUGAACCAGAUCCGACUUAACGGCACGCACGAGCAAAAAACCAAGUACUUGCCCCCACUGUGCCGAGGCGAGGCUGUCGGAGCACUGGCCAUGUCCGAGCCAGGUUCGGGGUCCGACGUGGUCUCCAUGAGACUUAAAGCCGAACGCAAAGGAUCGCAUUACAUACUCAAUGGCAACAAGUUUUGGAUCACCAAUGGGCCGGACGCCGACGUGCUAGUGGUGUACGCCAGAACAGACCAGAAAGCAAAAAAACAACACGGUAUUUCAGCGUUCAUCAUUGAAAAGUCUUUUGAAGGAUUCAGCACGGGCCCCAAGCUCGACAAACUCGGAAUGAGAGGAUCCAACACGGCCGAACUGAUCUUCCAAGACUGUAAAGUUCCCGUUGAAAAUCUUUUGGGAGAAGAGAAUAAAGGAGUGUACGUUCUCAUGUCUGGAUUGGACUUGGAACGGUUGGUGAUCGCCGCCGGUCCUGUAGGGCUGAUGCAAGCGUCCGCAGAUUUGGCGUUUGAUUACGUGCAUUCCAGGGAACAGUUCGACAAAAAAAUCGGAGAAUUCCAGAUGAUACAAGGUAAAAUCGCAGACAUGUACACGGAUUUGAGCUCCAGCAGGAGUUAUCUGUACUGCGUGGGAAACGCGUGCACGAAGGGACACAUCAGCAGUAAAGACUGUGCCGGAGUGGUACUGUUCACUGCCGAACGGUCUGUCAAAGUGGCCCUAAACGCCAUCCAGUGUUUAGGUGGAAACGGUUACAUAAACGAUUAUGCUUCCGGCAGACUGUUGAGAGACGCCAAGUUGUACGACAUCGGGGCCGGGACCAACGAAAUCCGAAGACUGGUCAUAGGAAGAUCGCUAAACAAAGAGUAUUCAUAAGGAACGUGUAUUGUACAAAUAUCGCAUAAUAAUAUUAUAUUCAUUGGCACAAGUGUGUGUGCUGAAAGGAAUGCUCCAAUUGAAUGGACGCCCGAACUCGACUCGUAUUGCAAAAAAAACUUGACUAUUAAAAUAUAACCAUUAGAUGUUGGUUUUUUCAGAAGAAAUGUAAAAAUUACGAAAGAAUGAUUAUCUGAAAUAAAAUUUAACUAUAAACUG
Adelges cooleyi (spruce gall adelgid) is the source of this 1678-nucleotide messenger RNA. RefSeq names its product isovaleryl-CoA dehydrogenase, mitochondrial. The record is from RefSeq and is a predicted model, not a curated record. Gene Ontology annotation, biological process: L-leucine catabolic process. The transcript is spliced from 9 exons. The coding region runs from base 194 to 1459 and encodes 421 amino acids. Gene Ontology annotation, molecular function: flavin adenine dinucleotide binding; 3-methylbutanoyl-CoA dehydrogenase activity. Lineage: Eukaryota; Metazoa; Arthropoda; Insecta; Hemiptera; Adelgidae. Gene Ontology annotation, cellular component: mitochondrion.